CGGCGCGGAGCCCACGGCCGGGCCGCGCCGCCGCCCCCACGUUUCUCGACGGGGACGAUUUCAAAACCCAACCGAGCGGUAGCGAAAAUAAGAAGAAAAAAAAAAAAAAAGCCCAGCCCUACGAGCUCACCUCGGACCGACGUUGGGUGGUGUUAACUGCCGGCUUGCCGGAGGGAGUUUUCCACGCUCGGAAGCUGUUCCCGUGCACCCCUCAAGGAGCCGGCGGGUCCGAGCCUUUCCCGGGGUAAAAAUGGACUGAAAGAGGAGCUUCACCAGACCGCGGCUGCCAGCGCCCUUUGCCUGGACCCUGAUGGACUCCGAGGCAGGACUGCAUUACCAUGGUGAUGAUCUUAACCAAAACUCGGGAAAACAAAGGUGCUGACUCCAUAACAUGCAGGACUGAGCUGCACACUCCAAAGAUGAGUCAAGGACCUACCCUCUUCUCUUGUGGCAUGAUGGAAAAUGACAGAUGGAGAGAUCUCAGCAGGAAAUGUCCACUUCAGCUCGAGCAGCCGGGCGCCAGCAUCUGGGACUGCUUGUCGGACAAGGGCGAGGAGGGCUCGCGUUGGCCGAGGGAGACGGCCAGUACCUGCUCCGUCACCAACCUGAUCAAAGACCUCAGCCUCAGCGACCCCCACGGCAACCCCUCAGCCCCCCCCAGCAAGCGCCAGUGCCGCUCGCUCUCAUUUUCGGACGAAAUGUCGAUCUGCGGGACCUCGUGGAGACCCUUGGGCUCAAAGGUUUGGACGCCGGUGGAGAAACGGCGGUGUUACAGCGGGGGGAGCGUGCAACGCUACUCCAACGGCUUUGCCACCAUGCAGAGGAGCUCGAGCUUCAGCCUGCCCUCACGGUCCAACCCGCUCUCCUGCGAGCAUCCCGCCCUCAGCAGCCGGCUGGGGUGCCAGCCGAGGAAAUCGGUCACCGGCGGGCACGGGGGAGACCGGGCGGACAUGCAGAGGUCCCUCUCCUGCUCGCAAGACCGCUUCUCCUCCUCGGAGUACUGCCCGCCCUCGGCAAGCAGCACGCCCGCCUCCACGCCGGAGCUGAGCCGACGGGCCGGUGGGCUCUCCCGAAGCCGCUCGCAGCCCUGCGUCCUCAACGACAAAAAGGUCGGGGUCAAGCGGCGGAGGCCGGAGGAGGUUCAGGAGCAACGGCCCUCGCUGGAUCUCGCCAAGAUGACCCAGAACCGCCAGACUUUCAACAGCCUUACCUGCCUUAGUGCCGCGGCCGAGGACGGCUCCCCGCGGCUCCCCGGCCCCCAGCCAUGGACCGCGGCCCCCCGCUCCCCGGAGGUGAUGCCGGGCAGGACCCCCGCCUGCACCCCGGUACCGGAGCCGCCGCGCUCGCGGGCCGACGAGCGCCGGGCCAGCAGGGACGACCUCUCCUGCGAGGAGGAGGAGGAGGGCGGCGGGAAGGAGGAAGACGGGGCGGCGUGGCGGGGUGGCGGGACGGGCGCCGAGGGCCUCUUCCAGCUGGACGGCGAGAUAGAUAUCGAGCAGAUAGAAAACAACUGAGGAGGGAGCGGGUCCUCUCGCCCCGGGGUCGGGGGGGGGGCUGCCGGUGGAGCCGGGGAGGGCUCCCCGCCGCCAGCGCCGGGUUUUGCGGGGUCCUGCCACUGCUCUCCUCCUGCCGGCUGGAGGGGAUGAAGCAGCUUUGCCAAAAUUUCAUCAGGUAUUUAGAGCAAUUUGUGUGCGUGCGUGUGUAAAUCUUUGAAAUUCUUUGUAACUACUGUAGCCAAGAUCAGCUAGUCGGAGGGAACUGCUUGCCCGACCGAGGAAACCAGGCACAGGGAUCGCCAAAAAACUCGCGCGUCGUGAGGAAAUUGGCUUUUGCCAACGUAGGGUUGGAGCUGAUGGGGCUGGCCACGCUCCCCCAGGUCCCACCUGCGCUUGUUCAGAAAGGGAUGCACAAGGAGAAACCGCCACCCAUGGCACUGGGAAAAGCGGGGGAAAACCAGACUGUUGAGAUUUGCAAAGCGAGUGCUGCAGGGGCGGCUGCGGCUCCUCUUCUGCCGCAUCCCGUGCGGCCCUGGCGCCCGCCUCGCUCCCCUUGUCCCUGGCAGUGCCGUGAGAAGGAAAUCACAAGUGAAGUGUUCUGCUUAAAUUUAAUAAUGGCAAGAGCUGGAUUUUUACCUUUUUUUUUUUAAAAACAACUUUUUUUUAUUUUUUUUUUUUAUUUUCCUGAUGAGGAUUAAAGGGACCCCAGGCCUGCACAGCUCCCAUGCGGGGCAGCAUCCGUGGCAGCGCUUGGUGGGCGCUGCCCAACGAUGCUCAAAUGCCUUUCUUCCCUAUGUUUUUUCCCUUCCCAAUCCCCUCUCUCAAACCCAUCGGGAAAAAUCCCCGAUCAGGCUCAGUGCCACCCUCGCUUGGGUUCCCAACACCCAGUUUUGAGCGGGGCUGGGCUGUUUACACAUUUACCAGUGGCUGUGCCCUCUUUGCUACCCGAGGCACGGCUGCCACCCUCUUUUUUUGUCCCUGUCUUACUGUGAAGGGGCUGUGCAUCUGAGGCACGCCGCGGGGUUACUUGACAAAGUCAGCUGGCAAAAGGCUGAAAAUCCAGGUAGCAGCACUGAAAGCUUUUCCUCUUCCUGUGCCUUUUUUAAGCACAGAUAAAGUGGUGACCAUUAUGUUUGUACAACAUGAAUUCUCUUUGGUAAAAAUAAGCUGUCCACUUGCUAACAGGUUUAGAAGGACACAUAUAUUUUUUUUUUCUCCCUGUUUUUUUUUGUUUUGUUUUGUUUCUUUAAAGGUCUAGGAAAGCUGUACGAGUGGCUUCCAGCACCUUCUGAAGGUUCCCUCAAGCUCAGGGUUUACUUCCCAAGCUCUGCAAAAGCGAGAAAGGAAAAAAAGUCAUGGGUACCAACAGCACUUGAAGACAUGACAUUUUUAACAGGGUUCGGCACCCCUCCUUGACAAAGCUUUAGGAGUCUCCAACUCAGAAAGGGCUGAGAACCGCUGGUACAGCUUUUAAUCAUCAUUUCUGGUUAUGUUAGUGCACUUUUUUCUGCGGUGGUUUGGGAUGCGUGUGACAUCUCCCAUCACAGUGGAACCCAUCAGCUGUUAUAUAGCUUUAUCCCUGUCCUGGCACCGCAGAGGUUUUGCUCGUGGCAGUGGCCACGUCCGCUCCCUCCAAGCCGGGUGCUGGCAGUCAGGACCAGCCCCAAAUAUUUGGGGAGGGGACAACAGGGAUGUCUUUUCAUUUUGGAGAAACCUCCAGCUCUUUUAAAGCAUUGCUUGAGGCACCAUUGAAAAGAAAAUACAUCCUGGCUUCAUUUUCAGCCCUGCUGUCGUGGAAGGCGCUGCCGGUCUCAGACAAUUUGGGGAGGGUCCAGAGUUUUCCCCAGGUCCGUGCCCCGCCACGGCACAGCCUCAGCACGGUUCUCGGCUUUUGAGUCUUCCUCAUGCUCGAAUACAUACCCCCCCCCCCCCCCCCAGACACGUCCCCAGUCUCGGGGCACACAGCUCCCACUAGCCACGGGCACCUCCUCAGCUGCCGGUUCCCGACGGACCGAAAAAGGGCAAAUUCACCCAAAUCCAUGCCUGGCUGCUGCCCCAGAGCUCUGGGUGGGCUCUCGCAUGUGCAUCACCGGGGCUGUAAUUCCUAAGGGCUUCUGUUUUCUUUCCAAGGGCUGCUACCGGUGCCAUGCUACCCCCCUCCCCCGGUAGGAAGGUGACCAGUGGACCACUACCCAGCUGUACUCGACGUAGCCGUAGCAUUCAGUUUACAUACAGCACAACCCUUUUGCCUUACUAAAGAUGCUUCUCCAAUGAGUCAUGGCCUUAUACUGGGCACGUUAGCGUAGGCACAGACUACAGUUAGCGACGGUUUUGAGGCCACGGUGGUGUUCUGUUGGGUAAUUUGUUGUUGGGUUUGUAUGAUUUCAUGUACUUAUUCUCAGUUUAAGAAAGCCUUACUUUUUAAAUUUUUUUUUUUUCUCUCUCUCUCUCUCUCUCUGUAGAGGUAAAACAUUUGUGGAUUUAUAUAUAUAUAAAUAUAUAUAUAAAUAAAGUAAUUAAAAAUAUUAAAUAUAAUAUAGUAUGUGCCUCAGAUUCAGGGGACAUCCUGUUGAUUGUAAAGUCAGAAGUGGCGUUGCUCCCCGGCAUCAGGAGAUCUGCACCCUAUGCCUGCGGCAACCACAGCGGGAGAGCAGGGCACCCCCCCGGGGGUCCUGCUCUUGGUUUGUAAAGGACUUCACCUAUUACACAGACGCUUUGGUAACCCCCCCGGGCAAAUUCCUGCCGGCUGCCAGAAUGUGAUAUUAAAGUAAUAUGCAGACACGGGAUGUUAUUCCUUGCUAGGUAGCUAAAACAGGCUCAUUAUCCUGAAGAGACUCGGUGGCUUGUCCAAGGCGUGACCCAGUCUGGCCAGCAGCCGUUUCAGGAUGACAGCAAGCUGUGUCAGCAGCAAUAAGGGUUCAUCAUCCUGAAAAAAAAAAAAAAAAAAAAAGGAUUUUAAUAGGAAAAGUCUUAGCACGUGCACGGGGAGUUUGCUGUGUGUUUGCAGAUGCAGGUCUUUGAGCCUGUUCUAUGAAAGAUUACGUUUAAAGAAAAACAAAAAACAAAAAGAAGUAUUUGUAAAAUAGAUUGUAAUUUUUCCACGUUAUAGCAUAGCCUAUUUGGCCAAUAAAGUUGUGUUUCAAGUGCAUUGUUUAAAAGCUCCUGGCUGACCAGGCUAACAGACUUAUGUAGGAUGUUAUAGGAUUGUAGCAGUGCUUUACAGCGUUUAUGGGUUUGAUGUUCCAGAAAUCAAGAGGAUGGCCAAAAAAAUAAAAAAAUAAAAAAAAAAAAAAAGAAGAGGAAAAAAAAAAAAAAAAAAACACAAAAAAAAAGCUUUCUGAAGCUAUGACCUGUAGUAGCCAAGUCUCGCUGGCAAUUGCACAAGCGCAGCGGGACGUGCGUGUCCCCGGGGAGGGGCUGCCCGAGGUGCCCCCGCCGGGGUGGGCGAGGAGGCUGCCCGCGCGUACCCCCUCCAUGACUUGAUUGCACUAGAGCAGCUCAGUCUCAGGAAAUUGCUUGUUACUUUUACUGUGUAAAUAAAGUUUCCUGGUUCAAUAA
Messenger RNA from Tyto alba (common barn owl), 5054 nucleotides. It is a transcript of the gene FAM53B, whose product is annotated as family with sequence similarity 53 member B. Gene Ontology annotation, cellular component: nucleus. The coding region runs from base 339 to 1514 and encodes 391 amino acids. The record is from RefSeq and is a predicted model, not a curated record. Lineage: Eukaryota; Metazoa; Chordata; Aves; Strigiformes; Tytonidae. The transcript has 6 exons. Gene Ontology annotation, biological process: protein import into nucleus; positive regulation of canonical Wnt signaling pathway.